AUGCUACGUGUCUUGGAGAGAAGAUUUUUCAGUAGCGCAUCAAGGUUACUGCAACAAGAGACUGCUCAAGGAGCGAAGACUUUACAAGUGAAGUCUUCGUGUCCGGCUGGAACACCGCUUAAUCUUGAUAUUAAGAAGGGCGGUAAGAACCCUGUUGCGCUUGAUGAUUCUGAGUAUCCUGAAUGGCUGUGGACGGUUCUAGAGAAAGAGGCACAAGAAAAAAAGCUGGCGGAGGAUCCGAUGAAGAUGAGAAAAGUUGAGAUUAGGAAAAGAAGUAGAGCUAACAUCAAACAGAACAACUUCUUGGGGCAACUUUGA
Molecule: messenger RNA, 318 nt
Organism: Zygotorulaspora mrakii
Lineage: Eukaryota; Fungi; Ascomycota; Saccharomycetes; Saccharomycetales; Saccharomycetaceae
Gene: MRPL37
Product: mitochondrial 54S ribosomal protein mL54
Exons: 1
Coding region: 1-318 (105 amino acids)
Cellular component (GO): mitochondrial large ribosomal subunit
Molecular function (GO): structural constituent of ribosome
Source: RefSeq, a predicted model, not a curated record